AUGGCGCGGCUGCCUGCGCUUUUCGCUACGAGUAUAAUAGGCGGCGUUGCUUAUGUUCAAUAUCAGGCGACGCAGGCUGGCAAUGCGGCGAUGGAUGCAGCGAAGCGGGGAUGGGACAGUGCGACCACCGCUGGCGGCUCGUUGUUCUCGGGUGGGAAGGAUGUGCUGGAGCAAAUUGGCACUGGCUGGAGGCGGACGAAAGAGCAGAUGAUGCUGCUCACCAAGAAGAUGAUCGAGAUCCGGACACUGCUCAACACUAUUGGUCAAUCUGACGCUUUGACUCUGCCAUCGAUUGUGGUCAUCGGCUCACAGUCCAGUGGAAAGAGCUCGGUGUUGGAAGCCAUUGUCGGCCACGAAUUCCUGCCAAAGGGCUCUAACAUGGUCACUCGGCGGCCAAUAGAAUUGACGCUGGUCAAUACUCCAGAUGCGAAGGCAGAAUAUGGCGAGUUUCCAGCCUUGAAAUUGGGCAAGAUCACCGACUUCAGCCAGAUUCAGCGGACGUUGACAGAUCUCAACCUUGCUGUCCCUGCUGAGCAGUGCGUUACGGAUGAUCCUAUACAACUCUCUAUCUACAGUCCCAAUGUGCCGGACCUGUCUUUGAUCGACCUGCCGGGCUACAUUCAGGUCGUUGGGAAAGACCAGCCCCUGGAACUGAAGCAGAAAAUCUCGGACCUAUGCGACAAAUACAUCCAACCACCGAAUGUCAUCCUCGCCAUUUCAGCAGCUGAUGUUGAUCUGGCUAAUUCAACAGCUCUCAGAGCAAGCAGACGAGUCGACCCGAGAGGCGAGCGAACAAUCGGUGUCAUCACCAAAAUGGACCUCGUCGACCCCGAGCGCGGAGUCGACAUCCUCACAGAUCGCAAAUACCCCUUGCGACUCGGCUACGUCGGCGUAGUGUGCAAAAUACCACAACAAACACUCUUCAACCGCGGCACAAACGUCACCACCGCCAUUGUCAAGAACGAGAACGCCUACUUCACGUCCCACCCGAUCCAAUUCGGCUCAGAAUCAGACCUGCAAGUCGGCACACCCAAACUCCGCAAAAAGCUCAUGACGACCCUUGAGCAAGUCAUGGCCGCGAGCCUAGCCGGUACGCGCGACGCCAUCGUCCAAGAGCUCGAAGAAGCCAGCUACGAGUUCAAAGUCCAAUACAACGAGCGUGCCUUGUCCCCCGAAUCCUACCUCGCCGAAUCCCUCGACGCCUUCAAACACAACUUCAAAGCCUUCCAGGAAGGCUUCGGCCGGCCCGAGGUCCGCCAAAUGCUGAAACAAGUCCUCGACCAGAAAGUCCUCGACCUCCUGGCGAAACGCUACUGGAACAAGCCCAUCGAAGACCUCGCACCGCCCCAAAUCGAGCCCGAAUCCCUCGAACAGCUCUCCAAAGCCACCGAGGGUAACAUAUACUGGACGCGCAAGCUCGAUGCCAGCACCUCCGAACUCACCAAGCUUGGCAUCGGACGUCUCGCGACCAUGGCGGUAGCAACCCAACUACAAGACCAGGUAAACCAGCUGAUCGACGCGUCCACCUUCGCCUCCCAUCCGUUUGCGCAGAAAGCGAUUCGCGACGCGAGUGGCACGAUCCUGAAUGAUAGGUUCUACUCGACCUCCGACCAGGUGGAGAAUUGCAUCAAGCCGUAUAAAUUCGAGAUCGAGGUCGAUGAUCAUGAGUGGGCUAAGGGCCGGCAGAAUAUCCAUGCUGUGCUGCGAGAAGAGCUCAAGGCUUGUGAGGCUGCGCGGAAACAAUUAGAGGACGCUGUUGGAAAACGAAAGCUCAAGGACGUCACCGCCUUCAUAGAGCGAGUGCGCAAAGGCGAGGUUGUGCUCGGCGGUGAUACUAGUGCUGGUGCGGGUGGGUUUUCGGUUGAGUUGUUGGAGCGUGGCCGCCAAGCAACGUUCCUCUCCCAACGCGCCUCCCUCCUCCAACUCCGCCUCCUCGCCAUCAAAUCCAAAACCUGCGCCACCAAAUCGAACAAAUACGCCUGUCCCGAAAUCUUCCUCGAUGUCGUCGCAGACAAACUCACCUCUACCGCUGUCCUCUUCCUCAACGUCGAGUUACUGAGCGAAUUUUACUACAAUUUCCCGAGAGAGCUGGAUUUGAGGCUGGGGAAGGGGUUGAGUGUGGAUGAAGUGGAGAGGUUUGCGGGGGAGGAUGGGAAGGUGAGGCGGCAUUUGGAGGUGGUGAGGCGGAAGGAGGGGUUGGAGAUGGUGUUGCGGAAGAUCGAGGGGUUGAGGGAGAUGGAAGGGAGGGUUAGGAAGGAGCAUGGCGUAGGAGUCGAUGCUACGAAGAGCGGAGGGAGGGGAAAGGGGUGGAGCCUGUUCUGA
Molecule: messenger RNA, 2322 nt
Organism: Cyphellophora attinorum
Lineage: Eukaryota; Fungi; Ascomycota; Eurotiomycetes; Chaetothyriales; Cyphellophoraceae
Product: Protein msp1, mitochondrial
Exons: 3
Coding region: 1-2322 (773 amino acids)
Cellular component (GO): microtubule; cytoplasm; membrane
Molecular function (GO): GTPase activity; GTP binding; microtubule binding
Source: RefSeq, a predicted model, not a curated record